Messenger RNA from Nannospalax galili (Upper Galilee mountains blind mole rat), 6685 nucleotides. It is a transcript of the gene Ralgapb, whose product is annotated as Ral GTPase activating protein non-catalytic beta subunit. The record is from RefSeq and is a predicted model, not a curated record. Lineage: Eukaryota; Metazoa; Chordata; Mammalia; Rodentia; Spalacidae. Gene Ontology annotation, molecular function: GTPase activator activity. Gene Ontology annotation, biological process: activation of GTPase activity; regulation of small GTPase mediated signal transduction.
CAAUCCUGUGGACUUGAGUAACUCAGCCAUUAUAAGCUCUGCUCCCAAAUUUCAGGAACAGUUCUUGAAUGUGAGUGGAAUGCCGCAAGAAUUGAAUCAGUAUCCCUGCCUUAAACAUCUGCCUCAAAUAUUUUUUCAUGCCAUGCGUGGAAUUAGCUGUCUGGUGGGUGCAUUCUUAGCCAUUGCAACACAAGCUAGCAUGGAGUUUCGCCGGAAAGGGUCUCAAAUGUCCACAGACACCAUGGUUUCCAAUCCUAUGUUUGAUGCAAGUGAAUUUCCUGAUAACUAUGAAGCAGGAAGAGCUGAGGCUUGUGGGACACUGUGUAGGAUUUUUUGUAGCAAGAAGACUGGAGAAGAGAUUCUGCCAGCUUAUUUAUCCAGAUUUUACAUGCUUUUAAUUCAAGGUUUGCAGAUAAAUGAUUAUGUAUGCCAUCCUGUCUUGGCCAGCGUUAUUCUAAACUCCCCUCCUUUGUUCUGCUGUGACUUGAAAGGGAUUGAUGUUGUGGUUCCUUACUUUAUUUCAGCUCUUGAAACCAUUUUGCCUGACAGAGAACUCUCAAAAUUCAAAAGCUAUGUAAAUCCAACAGAAUUGAGAAGAUCCUCCAUUAAUAUCCUGCUUUCUUUGUUACCCCUCCCUCAUCAUUUUGGCACAGUCAGAUCUGAGGUGGUCCUAGAAGGAAAGUUUAGUAAUGAUGACAGCUCUUCUUAUGAUAAACCAAUAACCUUUCUAUCCCUGAAGUUGAGACUUGUGAAUAUACUAAUAGGUGCCUUGCAAACAGAAACGGACCCUAACAACACUCAAAUGAUACUAGGGGCCAUGUUAAAUAUUGUUCAGGAUUCUGCACUUUUAGAAGCCAUUGGUUGCCAAAUGGAGAUGGGUGGUGGAGAAAAUAACCUGAAGAGUCAUAGUCGUACCAAUAGUGGUAUUAGUUCAGCAAGUGGAGGAAGCACAGAGCCCACAACCCCUGAUAGCGAGAGACCUGCACAAGCUCUCCUAAGGGAUUAUGCUCUUAAUACAGAUUCAGCUGCUGGGCUCCUGAUUCGCAGCAUUCAUCUUGUCACCCAAAGACUUAACUCCCAGUGGCGGCAAGACAUGAGCAUAUCACUGGCGGCCCUGGAGCUCCUCUCUGGCCUGGCAAAGGUGAAGGUGAUGGUUGACUCUGGAGACCGGAAGCGUGCCAUCAGUUCUGUGUGCAGCUAUAUUGUGUACCAAUGCAGUCGGCCUGCUCCUCUUCACUCCCGGGACCUGCACUCCAUGAUAGUGGCUGCUUUUCAGUGUCUGUGUGUCUGGCUGACAGAGCACCCUGAUAUGCUUGAUGAAAAGGAUUGCCUUAAGGAAGUACUGGAGAUUGUGGAACUGGGUAUCUCAGGAAGCAAGUCCAAGAACAGUGAGCAAGAGGUCAAGUACAAAGGAGACAAGGAGCCAAACCCUGCAUCUAUGAGGGUGAAGGAUGCUGCAGAAGCCACUUUAACAUGUAUCAUGCAGCAGCUUGGCGCAUUUCCUUCACCCAGUGGCCCUGCCUCUCCUUGUAGUUUGGUGAACGAGACCACGCUAAUCAAGUACACCAGGCUGCCAACCAUCAACAAGCAUAGUUUCCGCUACUUUGUCUUGGAUAACAGUGUCAUUCUGGCAAUGCUGGAGCAGCCUCUUGGAGGUGAACAGAAUGAUUUCUUCCCCUCUGUCACUGUGCUGGUCCGGGGAAUGUCUGGAAGACUUGCUUGGGCACAACAGCUUUGCCUUUUACCCAGAGGAGCAAAAGCAAAUCAGAAGCUUUUUGUGCCUGAACCUCGCCCAGUUCCUAAAAAUGAUGUUGGACUUAAGUAUUCUGUGAAACAUCGACCAUUUCCUGAAGAGGUGGACAAGAUUCCUUUUGUAAAGGCAGAUCUGAGCAUUCCAGAUUUACAUGAAAUUGUCACUGAAGAAUUAGAAGAGAGACAUGAAAAAUUAAGGAGUGGCAUGGCCCAGCAGAUUGCUUAUGAACUACGCCUAGAACAGCAGAGCGAUGGGGAACUGCAGAAGAGAAGCUUCCCUGAUCCUGUUACAGACUGCAAGCCCCCUCCUCCUGCCCAGGAAUUCCAGACAGCCCGCCUUUUCCUUUCUCACUUUGGAUUUUUGUCCUUAGAGGCACUGAAGGAACCUGCAAAUAGCCGUCUACCUCCUCACCUUGUUGCACUUGAUUCUACGAUAACUGGGUUUUUUGAUGACAUUGGGUAUCUGGAUCUCUUGCCAUGUCGUCCUUUUGACACAGUUUUUAUUUUCUAUAUGAAACCAGGUCAGAAAACAACCCAAGAGAUUUUAAAGAAUGUGGAAUCAUCUAGAAAUGUUCAGCCACAUUUCCUAGAAUUUUUGCUCUCCCUUGGCUGGUCAGUAGAUGUGGGCAGACACCCUGGUUGGACUGGACAUGUGUCUACCAGUUGGUCAAUUAAUAGUUGUGAGGAUGAUGAAGGGUCUGAACAAGAUGAAGUAAUUUCCUCUGAAGAUGUUGGGGCUAGCAUUUUCAAUGGACAGAAGAAGGUGCUGUAUUAUGCUGAUGCCCUAACAGAAAUAGCUUUUGUGGUUCCUUCUCCUGUGGAAUCCUUAACUGAUUCAUUGGAAAGUAAUAUCUCAGACCAAGAUAGUGACUCAAAUAUGGAUCUUAUGCCAGGAAUUCUGAAACAGCCAUCCCUGACGCUUGAGCUUUUCCCCAGUCACACAGACAAUCUUAAUUCCUCACAGAGGCUCAGUCCCAGUUCUAGAAUGAAGAAGCUGCCUCAGGGUCGUCCUGUUCCUCCCCUUGGACCUGAGACGAGAGUAUCUGUCGUCUGGGUGGAACGCUAUGAUGAUAUAGAAAACUUUCCCCUCUCAGAUCUGAUGGCAGAGAUCAGCACUGGUGUAGAAACCACUGCGAACAGCAGCACUUCUCUAAGAUCUACAACUCUUGAAAAAGAAGUCCCAGUCAUCUUCAUCCACCCUUUAAACACUGGAUUGUUCAGGAUAAAAAUCCAAGGAACCACUGGAAAAUUUAACAUGGUUAUCCCUCUUGUUGAUGGGAUGAUCGUCAGCCGGAGAGCGCUUGGCUUUCUGGUGAGGCAAACUGUAAUAAACAUUUGUAGAAGAAAGAGACUGGAGAGUGAUUCCUACAGUCCACCACAUGUCCGUCGGAAACAGAAAAUCACCGACAUUGUCAACAAAUACCGGAAUAAGCAGCUGGAACCAGAGUUUUAUACUGCACUUUUCCAGGAGGUUGGACUCAAGAGCUGCAAUUCUUAGGGCGCUGUUUGUCCAGACAGUUCAAUCUACUGUGUGGACUCUAAUAUCAAAGCAAGACAGUUUGAUAGGUGAUCACUGUAAACAUAGAAACAAAUUACUACAGAGCUUACUGUUUAACCACCAGAAUAGAAGAAACAUGGAAACCCACUGGCUAGAAGACCUCCCUCUCUCCAGUGGGAUGGGCUCCCAGACACAACCAUACUCCUGGUAAUGACAAGAAACAUUCUAGCCAUAAACUUUCUUUUAAAAGUGACAAUUUUAGUUAAAUAUAAGCCUUUUGAGGAGAAAGACUUUUAUGCAUCUCAGUUAAACACAUGCAUUGGUAGUAUCAACAAAUUUGCAAAUUAGCAGCUGAAGGUAGUUUUAUACCUCGCUUUUUAGGAGGUUGUAUUCAAAAUUAAAAUCUGUCUCAGAAUCUUCCAAGACUUUUGAAGGCUUGACUUGACAACAUGAAGAAGGGAAGAAGCUGUGGCUUUCUCCUCACAUGUCCAUCCAGUUGUCAUCCCAUCACAUUGACAAAAGGGAAGGAUGAAAACGGGGUUUGCUCAGAUAAGAACAUUAAAAUAUUUCCUGUUUUCUCUCCGUGCUUAAGCAACAUGUCCCUCUCAUCACCCGGGAGAUAUCACAGGGCCUCAUCAAAGCAGACAGUUGGAAAAGAGAGGCACAGCCCUGUUCUCCAGUGGGCAUACCAGUGAUGUUUGUGGGGUUGAGGCUGUAAGACCAGCAGUGAUGCCUCCUUUCUCCAUUACUGUCCCAUUUGGUGACAUGAUGAUAAGCUAAGCAUUUAUGGCUCUUUGAUUAAAUACCAAGAAAUACAAGUUUGCAACAGGGUUGAAAAUUAUUUGGUUUCAUCCAUCCUUUCUUAUUUCAGGACCAAGCAGGAAACUGCAGUAGUUAAUGAAGGAUUCUAAUUCAUGGUUCAGGAAGUAGCUGCUACUCACUCAGCUCCCUUGUAGAGAGCGGAGCAGUAAUUGACAGGUGCCAGGCUACCUCCUUGGGUGGUUGCUGUUGGUAUGCUUUGUGGUCUUAGCCAGCUGAAGGCACAGCAGAUCCCUGCCAGGGCUUUAGAAAUGUUUCUGUUACUUUGCUGCUACUUUUCUGCCAGGGACAAAACUUUGGAGGUGGCCAGACCCAAACCAUUUUAGAAGGGUUCCCGUUACAGUACUUAGUCUACACCUAUUUUUAUGUUUUUCUUCUUUAGUCUUUUCUCUUAGAAAAUAAGUGACAUUUGAAGUCCAAAGAGGGGUGAUCAGAGUUGAACAGGGCACAUCCCCUGGGCUCUGUUGUUUGUAGAUCAGGGCUCCACUGGUCUGUUUGCUUCUAGGUUUUAGUGGUUUUCUGAGGGAGCUGGGGUAGUGUUGGACCUGCUGCUCUGUCAGGUGCCUCCAUUCCAGAAGUGCGUGUUCUGCCAUCUCUGAGCAAGAAGCAUAGGUGUAGCACCCUGGUCUGAUGCUUGCAGCCCCUUUUCUUCGUGUUUGUUUUCAGCUCAGGUCCAGCAACCUCCUUGUCUUCCUGUCCUUGUGGUCCUCUUCCUUCCGGGAGUCCAACUUCCAUUCAGGGCAUAACAGUGUUCAAUCUUUGAUUUCUUUUUGAGCUGGGCAAUAAACUGUUUCUAGGUGAUAGUGUGGGGGUAAAAAUGAGUUCUGCCCUACAAAUAUUUUAUUAACUCAACAAGAAUAAGUGAAACUGAAGGACUUUCAAGGGACUUCCAGAUUGAUACUCCUAGGGAUGGGCUCUUAUUCUGUGUGAUUGAUGUGAACACAGAAUCUAUAAACAAAUGUGUAACUUACAACAUUCCACAGGCUGCAGAGAACUAAGAAAGAUGGAUUUCCCUGGUGUGAUUCUUCAGGAAAUCUUCUGGUUUGGAUAUAGUUUAAGUGGAUAUCAAAAAAUACCUGGAGUGUGUGUCUUGGGGUGGGCUUCCUGACCCUUCUGUUGGCUCUAAUUUCUGACAGCUCUUUGUAAUUCUCUGGAAGAGAACAACCAUGACAAAUGCAGUUUGAGAUUUGGGACUUGUAGUGGUCUCCCAGGGAAGGAGUCCCAGGCUUAGCCUACAGAACCGGGGUGUGCAUACCUCAACAGGCGCUGGUUCCCUCUGUGUGCCGCGCCUUCUGCCCAACAGAGGAGUGUGGCAGGAACCCUUGGGCCUUCCAGGGUGUGGGCUGGAAUCCUCUUCACUGAGUUCACCCUCCAGCCUGUGUUAAGGUCACUUUGAAUAGAAUAAUGUCAGAGGAACAUAUUUAGCACCUAACAGUAAUCUUAGUUCACCUGGUAAAUUUGCCAGCACAGGUUCAAAAUCUUUGGAGAGAAGUUGGGACCAGUUUGGACUGUGGCUUAAACAGUUUUGUUGCUAUACUGGAUGCCCCAGGUGCUCUCAAAGAGGACCCAAAGACUAGGCUGGUGGCCGCUCCUGCUCCCUUCUGAAGCUUUGGAGAGGUGCUUUGCUGCUGCGGCUGGGAGCACUGGGGUCAGAGGGCUCAUCACCUCAUCAACCCUGAGUGCAAUCACCUCUUUUGUCUAGAGUUUCCUCCUAAGACCCUCUCCAAGCCUUUGACCCUUUGAAAAAAAAAUUACGUGGUAGGACAGCCCUCCCUAGCCAUACACAGGUGUGUGUACAUGAACACCUCCCUCCUCUUCCAGCUCCUCAAUUUUAGGGCAGCUCACUCUGGAUUCACAUGUAAACAUGAAAUACCUGCAGUUUUGACUGGCCGUGGCAGUAUCUGUGACCACAGGUAGUAGGGCAAUCUCAAGCCACCAAAGCAGCAGCCUAUGCAGACUGACCUCUACAGAGGGGAGUCUUCUAGAGGUUAUUCUAUUGGAAAGUGGAGUUUGCCCCCACAGAGAGUCAGCCUUGAGCCGAGCUGGCCUAGAUGGUGAUAACUAUCCUUGAAGACGGUUGGCAACAGUUCCUUAGCAUUUAGGGCCUGUUGAGGCCAGAUCUGAAAAGACAGGUGUGUUUUCGUGGUGAUCAUUGGUGUCCACUGGUCUGUUUCCAGCGUUCCUUGACAGCCUCUCUUCCUGAGGGCACAGAUUGGAGGGACAGUGGCAUCACUGGGCUCACCGCUGGCAAAGCUGUGCACUCUAAGGGUUUUCUCACAUCAACCCGUGCCCUUCAGGUGCUCUGCUUUUCAGUGGUGAGGGAAAGGUGUCAUUUGGGAUUCCACAGUGCCUUGCAUAUAGUAGGCGCCCAAUACCUGUUUGUUGAAGCAAAUCAAAUUCCAAGUCCUCAUCUCCCACCGUGACCAAGGUAUCAUUCUCUGAAGGGCUUGGCAGUUGUAGCUGAAAACUAAGCAGCAUCAUUAUUUGCUUGAAAACAUAGACAAUUUGUAUGAAUUUCGGUAUAUUGCCAAGACAGGAUCUUUUUCCUAUUGUAUUUUCUGUAAAUAUUUCUGCCACUGAAUUGUAAAGUAAAAGUGAGAUGUAAAUAUGAAAGUG